Messenger RNA from Caenorhabditis sp. 36 PRJEB53466, 1383 nucleotides. The record is from the annotation of a GenBank genome assembly. Lineage: Eukaryota; Metazoa; Nematoda; Chromadorea; Rhabditida; Rhabditidae.
AUGCACGUAUUCUUCAACAUCUGGCACUGGUUCUGGGCUCUUUUCGGUUGCUCUCUCAACCUGCUACUCAUCUACGCGGCCAUUUUCAAGUCCCCCAGGGCGAUCAGAACGUACGCCACCCUCAUCAUCAACUUUGCAAUCACGGACCUUCUGGAGUGUCUUCUCGACUUGUUCAUUCAAAUCAGGUAUUCGUUUCACACUCCAGCGUCUACUAUGGACGCAUUGGUUGUUCAGAUUGAUCCCCGCACCCGGCGACGUCUCCAUAACCUACGUCCUGAACGGUCUCUGCAAGUACAUCAGUCCGCUCGCCUGCAAACUCGGCACCAGCUUCUUCCUCCACUGCAUUCCCCACGCCGUCUGGUCCCUGUUGCUCUCUUUCGGAUAUCGCUAUUACAUCCUGCACAACGCUGCACUCACACGUGGAACUAUUGUCAAGAUUCUGAUUAUUGUCUACAUUCCGUCACUUUUUCAAGGGGUGAGUGAGUUCGAAGCAUGCUUCGACAGAGUUUGUAAUCAAAAUAAGGAGUUCGGUGAAUGUCUGAGCUUUCGAGAGAUGAAUAACAACACAGAGUGUGUGUUCUAAUGUGGAGUGAGGCAGAGCGAAAUUACCAAAAUUACGCCGAAACUGUACUAAACUGCUUGAAAAAUAGGGUAACUUUCAUGAAAAUUUGACAUAUUUCAAUCAGGGUACGUUCUGGAUACCCUUUGUUAUCUCCUGGGCUUGACGGGACCUCAUGACCACCUACUCAUCAUUAAUAUGCGUUUUUUCUCAGCUAACCUACUGGACAACCUUCGUGGAUCGGGACGAGAUCCUUCCGAAAGCCCGUGAAUGGUUCCCCGACUACAAUUGGGACGCAGAAACGGGAGUGAUCACCGGCAUCCUCGACGUCACCGAUUGGGCGGCCGCAUACGGAAUCUGCCAUCUCUGUCUGCCCAUUUUCCCCGUCUACACCGCUAUUUUCAUAUUCCGCCGCAAGAUUAUCGCACAUUUGAAAGCGAGCACGAAUAUGAUGGCGAAAGAGACGAAGGCGGCGCAUGCUCAGCUCCUGAAGGCGCUCACUUUCCAGGCGUUCAUCCCCGCCUUCGUCGGCGUCGCCGUCUGCUGUUAUUUUGUUUGUGAGUGCCAGCGAUUUUGGGAUUAAUCCGACAAUAAUUUGGUUUCCAGCUCAAUCCGGAGCCGUCGUCUCUCCUGUUUUGGAGUACUCCGUCUUCUCGUCGGUCAUUCUGAUGCCCGCGCUUUCCCCUUUGACCUACCUCCUAUUCGUUAGACCAUAUCGACAGUUCCUGAGAAACAAACAAGACGUUUCGGCGAAAACUGCAAAGUUCGAGUCGACCGGAGCGUCACCGUCAAGGUUCGAGACUCCAGGCACCAUCGUACAUUAA